Molecule: messenger RNA, 1192 nt
Organism: Trichoplusia ni (cabbage looper)
Lineage: Eukaryota; Metazoa; Arthropoda; Insecta; Lepidoptera; Noctuidae
Product: protein CASC3-like
Exons: 3
Coding region: 232-462 (76 amino acids)
Biological process (GO): mRNA processing
Cellular component (GO): exon-exon junction complex
Molecular function (GO): mRNA binding
Source: RefSeq, a predicted model, not a curated record
ACAAUAAUGUCGGUUACCAGAAUUAGCACAUUAUACAACGAAACGUAGCUUUUUUUAUGGCCGCUAGAUUCCCCUUGUUUUGACGUUCUUUCAUUUCAUUUUUCGUAAAACGAGAGGGGAUUUCUUAUUAGCGACGGUAUAACGAGCGCGAUUACGCUGCAUUUUAUCCGUUAAGAAUAUAAUUAAGCCGUCAAACUGGAAGUACUUCAGGUAACGAGAGAGGACGCCGAUAUGACGUCCGUGACUAGGAGACGAGAACAUGAAGAUUCCGGAGAGUAUUCGGACGCAUCGCAAGAGAUCGAGCUCAAUAACUCCGUGAACGAUGGAGGGCAGCAGGAGUCUGAUUACGACUCGCAGGGCAGUGACUCCGAACAUUCUGACCAGGAUCCUGAAAAUAAGACUAGCUGCUUGCACGCGACUACCUCAUUACCAAUGCUCUUUGAUCUAUGCGGUGUAUACUAGAAAGAAACAAACAAGUUGUCAACUAAGGGAGUCCAGAUACUCUUAUACAGAUAUUCAAAUGAUUCAGCUACAAAAACUGACCAAUAUGAAGGAUUACUUAUACCUUAGUAUAUGAAUCAUUCUCUAUUAUUUUUAAGCGUCUUCAAUCUUAAAGAUCUUCACUUCAGAAUCUUAUAUCUCUGUAAACAUUCCUAGAUAUCAUUUACUUAGAUGUAUCUUUAAAAAAAUAUAUAGGUGUAAUACUAGCUGCGCCCCGCGGUUUCACCCGCGUGAAUUCGUAGGUCUCGUUCUCGGUGACUUUAUAUUAUUUGAGGCGGAGGUGAAUCCAAUAAAUCACUAUCGUAACAUAAGUCAGGAUUACUUAAUACGAUGGUUUAGUAUUCUAAAAUUUUCGAUCCUUUUUUGCGCUAGUUAUUUUCUUUCAUGAUAACCAACCAACCAACCCACCAACUUGACAAUAAAAAAAAAAAAAAAGAAUUAGCGAAAUCGGUCGUGCCAUUCGUGUCACUCGUGAUGCUGAGAUCAAGGGGAAUAGGGGUUCAUUUUUAUUUAUUUAUUGAAUAGAAUAGAACGGUAAAAACCAAUUACACUACUCAUAGACACAUAAAACAACUUAUGAUCAAGAUCAGUAACUUAUAUCUAAUCGGUACAACAUACGAAAUUUUAAUAUAAAUUAAAGAUAUAUGAUAUUAGGGAAGGUUGGCGCUCUUUGGGGGAGGCCUACGUUCAG